Molecule: messenger RNA, 3130 nt
Organism: Xiphias gladius (swordfish)
Lineage: Eukaryota; Metazoa; Chordata; Actinopteri; Istiophoriformes; Xiphiidae
Gene: fam168a
Product: family with sequence similarity 168 member A
Exons: 7
Coding region: 170-766 (198 amino acids)
Biological process (GO): positive regulation of base-excision repair
Source: RefSeq, a predicted model, not a curated record
GUGAAAGCUGUCUUCCCAGCGCCACUGGCCCGACAAAACGCUGCUGUAGCAGAGCCAGUCCGCACCGACCUGAGCAUAGCAGACACACGGGAGAGAGCACGUACACACACGGGGAAUCUUUGUUUUUUGUUCGACCGAGUUGCUUUGUAAGAACAGGUUAUCUUCAGCAAUGAAUCCAGUCUACAGUCCCGUGCAGCCUGGCACCCCAUAUGGAAACCCCAAGAACAUGGCCUUUACAGGGUAUCCAGGAGGUUAUCCUGCCACGGCUCCCACCUAUACACCCAACCUCUAUCAAACAGGCAGUCCUGGGUAUCCACCAGGAUAUACUCCAGCGGGCACCCCAUACAAAGUGCCACCCACUCAGUCAAAUGGAGCCCCCCCUCCAUACACCCCGACCCCCACCCCAUACCCAACAGCUAUGUACCCCAUUCGCAGUGCCUACCCUCAGCAGAAUAUAUACGCACAGGGAGCGUACUAUACCCAGCCAGUGUAUGCGGCUCAGCCACAUGUGAUCCAUCACACCACUGUGGUGCAGCCCAACAGCAUCCCCUCCACAGCCCUCUACCCAGCCCCCGUCCCUGUACCUGCUCCUCGCAACAACGGCAUGGCUGCCAUGGGGAUGGUAGCUGGGACAACCAUGGCUAUGAGCGCAGGGACCCUGCUGACAACGCCCCAGCACCCCCCAAUUGGAGCACACCCAGUUACUGUGCCAACCUACAGGCCCCAAGGGACACCUGGGUACAGCUACGUUCCACCUCACUGGUAGAGGCCACCCAUCAUAUCUGGAGUCCACCAUCGUAUGCAACUGCUCAAAUCUUACACGGGCUCCCACCGGUAACCAUGGGAACUCGGCACCUGUCUGCAAGAACAAAAACUAAAGUGCAACAGCCACUUUACUAUUAUUGUUAUUGUUAUUAUGCGACAUUCUCUAACGUUUUUACAAAAGCUGCUUUUAUUUUUUAUUUUUUCUCUGUUCAUUUGCCAACCAGUCAUUACUUUAUUUUGUAUGGUUAUUUUAUUUUAUUUUCUCAUUUUCUUUUGCUGUGUCUGUCAUUGGAACUCCAGAAGGACUCUUGACCAAUCACGGGUGUCGGUCGCUCCUGUUUCUGUGUUGUGCUGGUGUGUGUGGUCCUGCCUGCUGCUGCUCAGUUGGCUGGAAAAAAUUGGGCACUUAUUCGUCAUUAUCAUCUCCAUCAUUCACUACAAAGACUUACUGACUUAUGCUGCCAAAUUUUCUAACGACUAGCUAUCAGCACAGGGUUUUAACAUAAUUAGGAUUUUUCUUUCUUGGGCUAUUUAAUUUUCUAAUAUUCUUUCUUUUUACCACAUGCAACCGAAUUACUUAACUUUUCCUCUAGACCUUGUUUCGCCUUCCUUUGUUCUUCCUUCCUUUUCAUCCUUUAUCUGCUUUGUUUCAUUUUCAGUUUAAUCUCAGUCGUCUUCCAGCAUGUAGCUGUCUGUCCGGCAGUAGUCUGUCAGUCAUCCCUGUCGUUUUGUCUCCAUGUAAGGUGCUGUGUCGCUAUGAGAAGAGCACUUACCAACCAUCACCCAUCCCACCGUGUCCACAUUAGGAAAGCACCUAGUACACACUUAAGAAAACAUCACCUACUUCAAGCUACAUACUAUGCAGGCUAGUAUGUUGUGACACUAUCGAAAUCUUAACAUAGCUAGAGAACAUUUCGGGGUCAUCCAGGUCCUGUCAGCUUUUUUAUGUGGUUAGCGUAGGUCAAUACAAUAAGAAAAUGUAAAAAUAUUUAUACUAACCGUGUCAACAGUAUGGGUGGUCGUGCACACUUUCUCUCUCACACACACACACACACACACACACACACACACAUGGGCUCCUGUGGUGUGUUGGAAAAGACAUGAUCGCUUAGUGGCACUUACUGUACAGUACCUCCAGUCCUGUUAUUUACUGAUCAACACACACAUACACACAAGCAAACACACACAUGAUUUCUAGGGGUGUUGCACGGCAGACACAGCCAGCAGAGGAGGAGUUUAAAGGGAUUGUGUUGGCACUAGGCAAGAAGAGCUUGACGAGACGGGGAGAGCAGACAAGGAAGGAGGAGGAUAUGACAUUCACACUCGCUCAUUUCAUUUCAAGGUACAAAACAUUUGAGUUUUUGACAUCUUACCUGCAAGAAACUGCACUCUCACACUGCUAUUUUUGCACUAUAUGUAUUGUACAUUGAUUUCUCGAUGUGAUUAUAUCGUCUCCUCCUCCUUCCUUCUACAAGGCCAGGACUAAUAACCAAACACUCUAGAAACAGAAACCCAGACUCUUGAGCAUACAGUUAAUAUUGGACCAGUCAAAUAGAUGUGCUGAUGGAUGGAUUUAAUCCACUAGUCUAUUCCUCAGUGCUUUGAGUGCUGAAGAGACCAAACUAAUGAUGUGGAUGGUCGUGCACCACAUUUAGGAAGACAUUGUGUCCAGUAAGAAGGCUUUAAUGUGUAUACACCUGGUCCAUGUCAUAAUAAUGGUUUGUAAUUCUCAGCAUUUGGGUCAAAAUUUUAACUUCGUUGAUAAUCCCGUGUGAGGUUGCAAGAGCAAAACCAGACUGUAAUUUUUUUUUUAAAAAGUGAUGUUUUAUGUGUUCAUGGCAGGAGUGCACAGCUGUCUCUCUUAGUUAUUUAGUUUUAAACCAGUUCAGUUCUUUUAGGGCAGAGGAAAAGAGCAGCACAACUUUUUGGGGCAAGUAAGAGGCUUUUAAGACUUUUAGCAGUAUUAUGAAAUUUAAAACUUUGUUUAGUGUGCUUAUUUCUGCAAGAGACAGAGAUUCAUACACAUCUGCCUUUACUGACUGCAUCUCAACAUUGCUCUCCAUUUUUGUUAAAAAUUUACCCUAAAGCUUUAUUUUAAUAAAAUAGUCAUUAGAUGGGGAUAAUAUUUUAGCCAGUAAGACAUGGACCAUAUGCAGCUGUUUACCGUUGCUUCUUUGCAUUGUGCUUCUACAUGCAAAAGUAUUUGCAUUCACAGUGUGAUGAUCCAUUUUAAUCACUGAGUCUUUGUUUAUUGGUCCUCGGCUGGAGAAAAUGGGGGUUUGGGGUGGUGGUAAUGGUGGUAGGGUUUAAUAUGUAGGUGAGGCCUGUGGCAUUUUUCAGGAUUUCAAAAAAAAAAAAAAAAAAA